This is a messenger RNA of Anas platyrhynchos (mallard), 6200 nucleotides long. It is a transcript of the gene ACSS1, whose product is annotated as acyl-CoA synthetase short chain family member 1. NCBI's taxonomy places the organism in Eukaryota, Metazoa, Chordata, Aves, Anseriformes, Anatidae. Gene Ontology annotation, cellular component: mitochondrion. The record is from RefSeq and is a predicted model, not a curated record. Gene Ontology annotation, molecular function: acetyl-CoA synthetase activity; AMP binding.
GUGUCUCCCGAAGCCAUGGGGGUGUUCCCGGGGCGGUGCCGGGGUUGGGACCGACACCCGGAGGGCCCCGAGGACGGCGGCGGAGCAGGGCCGUGCCCCAUGGCGCUGGCUCUGCGCUGCCUCAGCCGCCGGCUCCGGCUCCCGCUCCCGCUCCCUGCCCGGCGCCGCUGCGGGGGCGGCCCCGCUCAGCUCCCCCCCGGCGGCUACGGGGCAUGGCAGGAGCGGGCUGCCCGCGACCCCGCUGCUUUUUGGGCCGAAGCUGCUCGGGGCUGGCUGCGCUGGGACAGCCCCUUCCACACCGCCUGCGAGGCCGGCUGGGAUGGAGCCGGAGCCCGCUGGUUCCUCGGUGGCCGCCUCAACGUCUCCGUAAAUUGCUUGGAUCAACAUGUCGAAAAGUCUCCGGACAGAGUGGCUUUGAUUUGGGAGAGAGACGAGCCGGGAACUGCAGUGCACGUCACGUACAGGGAACUUCUGGAGCUGACUUGCCGUCUUGCCAACACCCUGAAGAAAUAUGGGAUACGGAAAGGGGACAAGGUUGCCAUCUAUAUGUCCGUGUCUCCCAUGUCCGUGGCGGCCAUGCUGGCGUGCGCCAGGAUUGGGGCCGUGCACACCGUGGUCUUCGCUGGAUUCAGCGCGGAGUCCUUAGCUGGGAGGAUCCUGGACUCUGGAUGCAAAGCAGUUAUCACCUACAACCAGGGAGUCCGGGGAGGCCGAAUCAUAGAGCUGAAGACGACGGUGGAUGAAGCUGUAAAGAACUGUCCAAGCGUCAAACAUGUAUUUGUAGCUCAGAGGACAGAUAACAAAGUCCAGAUGGGUGACCGUGAUGUGCCCCUUGAAGAAGAGAUAGCCAAGGCAGCUUCUGAAUGCACUCCAGAGAGCAUGGACAGUGAAGACAUGCUUUUCAUGCUGUAUACCUCAGGCAGCACAGGAAAACCCAAAGGAAUUGUUCACACCCAGGCUGGAUAUCUGCUGUAUUCUGCUCUCACGCACAAGUAUGUAUUUGACUACCAAGAAGGCGAUGUCUUUGGCUGUGUGGCUGACAUUGGCUGGAUCACAGGACAUAGCUAUGUUGUCUAUGGACCACUCUGCAACGGAGGCACCACUGUGCUGUUCGAAAGCACUCCAGUGUACCCUGACCCAGGUCGUUACUGGGAAGUGGUACAAAGGUUGAAAAUUAAUCAGUUUUAUGGAGCACCUACAGCUAUACGCUUGCUGCUGAAUUAUGGAGACAAGUGGGUGAAGAAAUACGACAGAUCAUCCCUGAAGACCCUGGGAUCAGUGGGAGAGCCCAUCAACAACGAAGCGUGGCAGUGGUUCUACCAUGUGGUGGGAGAAGGGCGCUGCACCCUCGUGGACACAUGGUGGCAGACAGAAACCGGUGGCAUCUGCAUUGCCCCACGGCCUUCAGAGGAGAAAGCUGAGAUCGUUCCAGCUAUGGCCAUGAGACCCUUCUUUGGGAUUUUCCCCGUGCUGAUGGAUGAGAAAGGAAAGGUUGUAAAAGGCAAUGAUGUGUCUGGUGCACUCUGCAUCGCCCAGCCAUGGCCUGGCAUGGCAAGAACGAUCUACGGAGAUCACCAGCGAUUUGUUGAUACCUAUUUCAAAGCAUAUCCAGGUUACUAUUUCACUGGGGAUGGUGCUUACAGGACCAAGGAAGGCUAUUACCAGAUAACAGGGCGCAUGGAUGAUGUCAUUAACAUCAGUGGACACAGGCUCGGGACGGCAGAGAUAGAAGAUGCAAUGGCUGAUCAUCCUGAGGUCCCUGAGACGGCUGUGAUUGGGUAUCCACAUGAAAUCAAAGGAGAAGGUGCCUUUGCUUUCAUAGUGCUAAGGGACCAGGCAGCUGAUAUAGACCAUGUCAAAGAAGAGCUCAAAACCAUAGUAGCUACCAAGAUAGCGAAGUAUGCUGUGCCUGACCACAUUCUGGUGGUGAAACGUCUUCCUAAAACCCGAUCUGGGAAGAUCAUGAGAAGACUGCUGAGGAAAGUAGUCAGUGAGGAGUCAAGUAACAUGGGAGAUAUCACCACACUUGAUGAUCCAAGUGUUGUCAGAGAGAUACUGGAUGCUUACCAGAAAUAUAAAAAAGAGAAGAGUUCUUCAUAGCAGGCAGCUUCGGAAUCUGUCCCCUCUGGAAAUGUGGAGUCUCGAAUAACCAGGCAAACAGCUUGGUUCUCUCUUGGUGUAUUCUGCAAAACACAUUUCUGUUGUAGAGGAACAAUGUUUUCCUCUCCACAAAGCGUUUUGAGAUGCCCAGAGCUAGGAGUGUUCUGCAGUCUUGCACCAUCAGGGAACUUCCUUUUACUGCUUUUAGGGCUGAGGUAGAGCAGCCAUUGGUGGUUUCCAUUAGCGAUGAUGAAAAUAAUACUAGCUGAAGCAAGAUGAAAUUGUUAAUGUUUCUCAUUUUAAUGCCACUGUACAGGGAAAUAUUUUUAUAUGAUAUUUUUGCUUUUUUAAGAGCAGCCCUGGAAUACACUCCUAUUUUUCCUUCAGCUUGGAUAUCCAAGUUCAAGUAGUUGUAUUUAACUGCAACCGUGGUGCCUUUUCAGCAAUGCUGGGUAUUUUACUAGAUAUUUCACAUGUGUUACUACAAAAAUGAGGACUUGGCUAAUCUGAUAAUUGUCUCCUUUGGCUUUCCUCAUAACGACUUGUUCAUUCCACUACAUUUCCAGGACUUGCCUGAGAUGGUGAGCAUGUGGCCCUUAAUGUCACACUUAGGCAGCCCAGCAGUAGCACUUCUAGCUACAAAACUGAGCCACAAAGCCUAUCCCUAGGCUCCCUGAAAGUCCUCAGUGUACUGCCAGUUGUGCAGGAGGGGUCUGGUGCCAAGUAUUUUUACUCUGCCUUGAGAGAUGGAGAUCACCAACUGGGAUUUUAAAGUAACUGUCCUCUGCCCCAUUGGUGAUGAUGAUUUGUUGUAGUUGCCUUUGUUUUUUUGAAGUCACUCUGAAAAGGGGACUAUGUUUACAUUUCUGUCUGCUAGAGGAGCAUUGGGAAAUAGAAUCCUGAAGUGUUCGAGAGAGAUUUGGAGCUGAGAGAGAUGCGCUGGAAGGUUCAUGUGACUUGCUGUGGUUUCUGGCCAAGGAAUGGUUAUUUUAGCCUGCUCCCAAAAGGCCUGUAACGUGGUUUGCCCCCAACAAAGACAGGCACCCAGUAAGUUGUUUCUCCUGUCAGAAGCUGUCUUAUUGCUUAUCAUUUCAACUCGUGCCUUAUCAUGUAUGCCCCUUCCACAUGCUGCUGUGCUGAUCUUCCAGAGAGUUAACUGCCAGGUUGGAACAUACAGACAGCACAAUCCACAAAGUACGAGGAGAAGGAAGUGCCUCUCAGAUGCUUUCUGGAAGGAGAUGGUGGUAUUCCAGGCCAGCAACCUCAGAGAAACAGGGAACAAUAUUGUCUGUCUUUCAGAUGCUUUCAAAAAUGCAACUGAUACAUUCAGUGCUUUAUUUCUGAGUUCUUUUUUGUUUUAUCAUGAACCACUGUGCCAGCACACAGGUCAUCUGUCAAGGCUUGCAGUCCUGUCUUUCUCAUAUGACAGUCUGCUUAGUUUCAUGGAGCUGCGUGUUUUGGCCUGCCAACCCUCUGAGCAAUUGGUAAGAUGGCCAAUUUUUGCCACAGUUCUGCAGGAGUGACUUAUUUCUGAAUUUGACUGGAGCAGCAUUACCUUUUCAGGUGGGAUUGUGUACAGACAGUCUGUGCACCUAACUGCAGGCAGGAAAAGGAGAUGGCGAGGUGGUUCUGUAGGACUGGGGGAGAAGUGGUGAGUUUUUUGGCCAGCAGAGAUUCUGAUACUAAAUGGGGAAGCAAACUACUUGCAGAGGGAUAUGUUCUCAGACAGAUGUGUUGUCUUAGAUCCCAGAGUUCCUCUUGAGUACACUAGCUGCAUUUGCUCCUUUUUUUUUCCUUUUUUUUAAAAAUCUGUUUUAAAUGUCUCUAGGGACUGGGUAAUGCAGAGUAGGGAAGAUUGUACUUUGUUAAAAUUCCCAUCUUUCUAACUGAAAUCCAUUUUUGCUUAAGGUAAGUAGAUACCCCGUGGACUUUGUGGGAAGAUGAGGAUCAGAAUGUUUGCUAAAGUUGAGAGGAUGUUAAUGUUUUAGGGGACAGCCACUACACAGAUCCUCUACUGCCUCUGCAAAAGAAAACGUCCUCUUCCUUAAGUGAUUUUUCAAGUGGGAAGCAGACAGUAGUUAAUGCUUUUGAUAGAAGAAGUAGACUCCCUUGUUUAAACAAGUUGUCUCCACACAGUCUGAAAUACAGUGUGAAGAGAGAAAAAUGAUCUUUGAACAAGAUUGCGAGCUUUAUUUUUAGUCAAAGUAUUUUCUGUGUUAUGCAUAUAGAAUUUCCUUGUCCUGGUAAUGUGAAAUUUCCAUGCUAAGGCAUGACCCAGUCACAGAUGUGGUUUAAUUCAUCUGAACUGUCUCUCAAAGACUAACUAUGUGAGGAACAACAUGCUUCGGUGCACUGAGAUGUUGGCAUCCAAUCCAUCUGCUCAGGGAAAAGGGGAGAUGGGUGUGUUCCCCCACCUGUGUCCCUGCUGUCUCAGCUUGCAUGUGCUUAGGGACCACAGCUGUCAGGGAGGUUAGGGACUGACUGUGGCUGCAGCAUCCCAGUAAAUCCACAGGAUGGUGUGGACUGUAAUUACAAGCAAGCCUCACACUGUGAACUUGGGAUGCCUCACAAGUACUUUUUGCUAAAAUCACGUCAACGGCAUGUGCUAGGUAGAGUACCAUCCCACACCACGAUGGCCACUCUAUUUCUUGUGAGUUUUCUCAGCUGAGCCAUGGUCACAGAAUUUCUAGGUUGGAAGAGACCUCAAGAUCAUCGAGUCCAACCUCUGACCUAACGCUAACAGUCCUCCACUAAACCAUAUCACUGAGCUCUACAUCUAAACGUCUUUUAAAGACCUCCAGGGAUGGGGACUCCAGCACUUCCCUGGGCAGCCCGUUCCAAUGCCUAACAAAUUAGGAUGUCCCUGGGAUGCCAUCUGCUCAGAGGUCCCCUGGGAUGUUCAGAGAGAACACGUGGUGCUGUCACGCUGCUCACAUGGUGUGCUGCAGUGGGUGCAGCUCCUGGGCAGCCUCAGCCCCCACCUCUCCUGGUAAAACUGCUCUUUUGGGAGCAUACCUGCAUCAGCUCUUGGAGCUAUCAGCCAGGGCUCAGUUCAGUUAAUAGCACCCUGAGGCUGGUAGGAGACAGCUAGGCAGGACUUGGAACUGAUAUUCCCUAGAAAACAAAAACCAUUGUGCUGCACUGGGCAGACUACUCGUAGAAGGUUUUGCCAAACAGAUUAAAUUUUCCAGCCUGAGAACCACCCCCUCUCAUUUUAUUUUUUCCUCCAUGAUCUCUAACUGCAGCUGUUGCAUCUUCAGUGCAAAGCCUGAGUCAAGUUUUGCAUUUUUGUUAUUCCCUGGAUGUCAGGAACAUCAGCACAGCUGCAUGUUGACAGUGCUUUCUGCUUCCCAUGCAGCUGUGCCACCCCUCAGGCUUGUGGUUCAGGAAGGGGCUCAGCGUGCAGAGCUGGCACUGAUGUGCUCAGUUCUUGAAAUGCCAGGAGAGAGAGGUCACUUGGAAAGGACUUCAGGCCUGCUGCCUUUUAAGUUGAUGCCCACUAAUCACUCCAAGAAGGUAAUGAUAUACGGAAUGCUUUACAGAGGGAUCAAGGGACACUCUUGGGGGUAGUUGAAUCGUUUUUGAAAAGCAGAACUGCUGGACUCCUUCAAGCCUUUUGUGCAUCCAUGAUUAACGCGGGGAUAAUUUGCCAGAUUGCAAUUGUAACUUUGUCAAAACAGUUUCAGACUCAGUUUUACCUGUUGCAAUUUGAUGCAAAGGGCAAAUGAAAACUUUCAAAAAGAGAAAUAAUUCCUGCCAGGGAAACAGUGCAUCUCAACAGUGUGACUGCUGUGGCAGAGUCUAGUUGUGAUAUACCCUACCUAUGCCUGUCCAUCCGGUGCUUACUUUGUUUUCCCACUCAAACUUACCAGUGAAACCUGAUUGUGGUGCCUUUUCCCCCACUGAAGGCACAGACCAUGAUUUUCUUAAUUUUAGGAAAGGAAAAGCAAUCUUUCCAGAGAUGAUGUGUUGUACAGAUUAAUGUUAACCAUUUCAUUUUUUUUUAUAAUCAUGCUUUAAACACAUUUAUUAUCCUUGACCAAAAUAAGUUUCUCCAGUGAUCUCUGUAUUCAAAUUGUCAUUAAAAGUAUCUUUCUCUA